AUGAUUUCAAAUAUAGUUAAUAACUUAGCCAAAGAAAACCCAUCAGCCCACAGUAAACGAUCUACCCCUUCAAAAGAUAAACUUUGUGGUUCACUUUACGAGAAAAACAUCGAUGACUUUAUUUCAUUCAAAAGCAAGGCUUUGUUUAAUCGACUCAAAAUUGAUGAAAGUUUUCUCAACGAACGUCCUACUUCAUGGUCUAGUAAUGCUUCAUUUCAAUAUGCCAAAAACAAGGUGCUGACACUGAGAGCAGUUAAUGAUGCAGCAGAAAGAGCGGUUAAGUUAAUACAAGACUUUCAUCGCAAAAUCAUUGUUGAAGACGAACAAAAGGAAUUUUUACUACGCUGCGUACAAGAACACAGAUAUGUUUAUCCUGACUACCCCUUCGCUAUAUCUGAUGCGCGUUUUAUUGAAAUAUUUCGUCUUUCGAAAUAUUUAUGUAAGCUUUUCUUGGCAGAAAUAACUCCGUACAUGGUACCGAGAAGACGAUCAGAUGGAAUUUCAAGGGACAUACGCGUACUUGUUGCAUUGCGCUUUUUUGCUCAAGGAUGUUAUCAGCGUUGUGUGGGCCAAAGCUCUUUGUUAAAUGUUUCUCAGGCAGUUGUUAGUAGAUGCGUUAAGCAGGUUGCAAAUAUAAUGAAUCGGUAUUUUGUAGUAAAGUACAUCAAAUGGCCCAGAACAAUUCAGAAAUUAUGCGCUAUAAAAGAGAAAUUUUAUGAAAAGUUUCGGUUUCCAGGGGUAAUUGGUGCAAUUGAUUGCACUCAUAUAAAAAUUAAAACCCCGAACUUAGCUAUUGAGCAUGUGUAUGACUGCAGAAAAGGAGGACAUUCGCUAAAUGUUCAAGUGGUAUGCGAUUAUAAUCUAAAAAUUUUAGAUUGUAAUGCUCGCUUCGGCGGCACUGCACAUGAUGCAUCCAUAUGGAGAGCCAGCGCCUUACGAGUGCUUCUUACUCGAAAGUACGAAAAUGGGGACCGAAAUUUCCGGUUAAUAGGAGAUAGCGGUUAUCCCCUCUUACCCUUUUUGAUGACACCUGUUCAAGGAAAUAAUUUGUCGACGGCACAUAACAAUUAUAAUGUGCAACAUCGAAAGGCGAGAAAUUGGAUUGAGCGUUGUUUCGGAUUAUUAAAAAGUAGAAUUCGUUGCUUUAGUAGCGAAAGAACUUUAAUGUAUGAUCCUGAAACAGAGGGCAAAAUUGUUAAUUCAUGUUUGGUUCUACAUAACUUCAUUAUUACACAUAAUAUAAUGAACGAAGUUAAUGAUGUUGACUGCGCAGAAAACACGGACGAAGAAAUAAAUGAAGAUAAUGACUUUGAAGCACAAGAACCCGUCCCUGAAGCGUUUCUAUGGCCUGCACGCGUUCGUCCGCAAUCUCCUUCUCUUGUUUGA
Molecule: messenger RNA, 1386 nt
Organism: Teleopsis dalmanni
Lineage: Eukaryota; Metazoa; Arthropoda; Insecta; Diptera; Diopsidae
Product: putative nuclease HARBI1
Exons: 7
Coding region: 1-1386 (461 amino acids)
Source: RefSeq, a predicted model, not a curated record